Molecule: messenger RNA, 1617 nt
Organism: Cercospora beticola
Lineage: Eukaryota; Fungi; Ascomycota; Dothideomycetes; Mycosphaerellales; Mycosphaerellaceae
Source: RefSeq, a predicted model, not a curated record
ACCAGGUCUCGCUCAUAUCGACAUGAGCGCUACCUGACCCGUUCAAUGGAGAAAUUGACAUCCGCGUCACAAUGCAGACACGGAGGCUUUCAUCUCAUCUGGAUUCGCAGUGCCUUUCGAAGCCUGACUUGUGGUCUGCCUGUCCUUAAAAUCACGAUUAGUGGCUGUCUUGCAUCCAUGGUAUGAGCCAAAAAUAUUUUGAGGCCACACUACUUCUCCCAUGGAAAGACCACAGGUCGAUGUCCUUAAAAACUCAGUUCGUGUUGGCACAAGCAGCGAGAGAACCUCUCUCGCCCGCCCUCUCCACGCCCAGGACAUGCUACCUUCCAGAUGGGAGGUCGCUCAGCAGACUGGAGUGAUGGAUUCUGGCCUGGACGACGGAUCUGAUGCCUUGGAGGGUGAAGAGUUGGCGGAAGCUCUGGCGCGCAUGCACGGCGUCAGAAAUGAGAAAGACCAGGAGAAGAGAAUCAGCCUCUCUCUUCGACAAGUGCCUCUCUCGCGUCCUGAACAGCCUCCACGCCGCCCAAGAUCCCCCGGUGCCCUAGAUCGGGCCAUGAUGACGACCGGAGUCUUUGAUGACCACACAGAUGCCACAUUGGCUGAGUUCCAGGCGAAACAGCGCGAGCUGGAGGUCUGGAAGCAGGCAAUGCUGGCUGAUGGAUGGAAGCUGCCCCCAGGAGCUGUCAAGGUGAACUGGGCCAACCCGUUGGCUCCUUCCAGGCCAAAUUGGGCAGACGUUCUGGAGUGGAGGGCGCAGAAGAGAGCUCAGCCGCUGUCCGAGCAGAUGGAGACAGCUAGUGAGACCAGUGAGGCAAGCACGAAGGUGAAGCGGGUCGACUCUCUUGUCGAUCCAAGUGAGAGUGUCCUUCCCCUGCCAAAGAGGCGCAAGCUGUCUCCUCGAGACUCGACCACAGUCGGAGCUGCUCAGCCUCGCUCUGCGUCUGGAGUCGCUCGGGUUCGAAAUGCGGAAGCAGCGAAAGUGGACAAGAAACCCAAGCCCACUAUCAGACUUCGCAAUCCGAAGGCGAAGUCCGCUAAACCUGAGCCUGCACCACCUGCUCCAAGAUCAGGAGGACGCACAACGCGGACAUCGGUGAUGGGGAGCGCAACGAUGAGGGAGAAGAGAGAGGCAUAUCUCGCCAAGAAGCACGGUGACUGAGCUAAUGUCUCUACCACUGACGUAUUCUGGCGAGGCAGGGGCCAUGAAGAACCAUGUGCACGUGGACCAAGUUCUCACGUGGGAAUUGAGACCUGCAGCCGCUCGCAUCCGCGCCUCUACACAAAUGGAUGAUCUGAAUCCUGCUUCGGUAUCGUGAUCGCUGAUGCCAGGUGAUAUCUCGGUAAUGAUAGAUCCAGACCCGAUACUUUAGCUUCGAUGCCCAUCACAUUUCCCAUCACAAACUUCAAUUCCAUUGUCGUCCCUCUGCCAGCCUGAUUCGCCACGAUUCUGCCCAAUGUGCUUACUCUCUCCGACAUGCUUCACAUAUGCGACCUUUCCUCCCUCACCUCUUCGCCUCCUCCAAUUCAUCUCCGUAUUACUGACCCUCGGCCUCCAGACCCCUCCAUACUCUUCCUUACAUUCCCUCUCCGUUCGGAACCUCAAAAUAUCAUAAUCAC